AUGACGUCGGAGUUGUCGUCCGAUGAAUCGGUAAACGAGCUGAAAACGAUCCGACUCGCGAAUCAAGUGUCGACACCAGAAACCUAUAUCGAGAAAUUUGCGGCCAUGGAAAAGAUCUCGGAAAUUACAUUUAGCGGCAUAAUGGAAGCCAAUUAUCGGCAAAUGGAGACGAGUUAUAAGGAAACGAAAGAACGGCUGAAUAUGAUCAGUUCGGAAAAUGAAACUUUUAAGCGUGUUGCACGGUCUUUGUUGUGUGAUGUUCAGGCGUGCACGGACGAUGACAACGAUCAAUUAUUGUCAGACGUUAAGGAUUGCUUUGAGGCCCUGGAAGUAAGUCGUUGGUAAAAAAAAUACACCUAUAUAUUAUAUUAGGCUAUGACCUAUUUCGUAUAGUAAUUAAUUAUUUAUUUAUUUAUUGUUAAUUUAAAGGGGAUAAAGCCCAAUACAUAUUGAAUACAAACGUGUAAUAAUAAUAAUAAUAAUAAUAAGAUGAAUUAAGAAAUUAUAGAAUUGAAAAAUACGUAAAAAUAAUAGUAAAAUUAAUAAAUAAAUAUAAUAAAAAAACAUAACUACUGAUACUACAUAAUAAUAUAAUUACAAAAAGACUUAAUAAAAUUAAAAUUAAUAGCUCAAUUUGGGUAUCAUUAGCUAAUUUCGUGGAUUUAAUUAAAGAAUCAUUUAUAGCAUAGUUAAUGUUUUACGAUUGUGUAUGAAAAGUAGAUCUAGUUUGUCGUUGAAGGAUAUAAAAAUGUAUAGAAUUAAGCAAUUUUGAACAGACUACGUAGCCAUUGAUCAAUCUUAACAAAAAUUAAUUCCAAACAUUUUUCUUCGGACAGCAAGGCUUCUCAUAUUUAGUGUGUCUAAUAAUGAAUUAUAUGAUAAAUGAGGUAGAUGUGGAAUACUACAUUUGUAAGACAUAAAACGAAAGAAGCGAUUCUGAAUAGAUUUAAGGCAUUACAUAUGCAUAUUAUGAGAAGGUGACUAAACUAUAUAAAGAAAAAUAUAAAGUUUUUAGGGUAAUAGAAUUUUUAAUCAAAUGUGAUUUGACUGUUAAAUAUGCGACUACUUCUUUUGGUCAGCGUUUUGUAGACUAUCAGGGUCCAACUUCUUUCAACUCUAUGCCCUGUGACUUUAAAAAAAAAUACUUGGUAGUGACAUUGUAAAUAUUAAAGAUUUAACAUACAAAUAUUUAUUCUUUGAAUUAGACAAGAAUUUACGGUAAUAUAACCCAAUUUUAUUUCAUUAUUUUUUAUUUAUUGUACCUAUAGCACAUAUUUUUGAUUUAUUUUAAUUUAUUUGAAUUAACAUUGUUAUUUAGAAAAUAAGCUAGUUUAUAUAUUUCCAGAGUUGUUUCAAGAUGUAUUUAAACAUUUAAUUUUUUUAAAUUGAAAUAUAUUUACACUAUGUUUUUAUUUAUUAUAUAUGUACAGAUUUAGUAGUAAUCAUAGCUCUUUAUCUCCAACACAAGCUGCAUAAGCUUACAGGAGGUAAGUUAAUCAAUUCUAUAACAAAUUUAAUUUUGAUGUAUAUUAAAUGUUUUAUUUUUGAUAUCUUAAUAAAAAACAAAAAUUAAAAAAAUAGGGUUUGAAAAAUCCUUACAUAUCCUAGAAAUAAAUCUGAGAAUGGACGAUGAUUUUUUUGAAAUGUUUUAAUAAUGCAUAUAUGAGUCGUGUCAAACACUUAAACCUAAUACCUUAAUCAUGAUUUUCAACCACUUGGCGAAGUAGAAUAUUAUUUAAAUAAUUGUUGUGAAUAACUGGAGCCAAUGGUAUGCUGAAGUAGGUUUUUUUGAGGCGAUUAUCUCAUGAGUAAAAUGAGUCAGUGGAUGGGUGACCAAAUAUGUUGAACGUCGAUUAAGAUACUUCAGAGAUCAGAAAUGCCUUUAGUUGUGUGUAUUAUGGAUAUUAUUAAUAUACUUUGAGUGGGUUGCAGUGGGUACAGGGUUCUAAUUUUUUUAUUAGAAGAAUUAUCAGCACGCUACUAACUGGAGCACGUUACCUGGAAAAAGACAUAACUUUGCACUUUUUAAUGUUUAAAAUAUGAAAAUAAAUAAAAUACAAAAUAUAAAUAUUUUAAACAAUUAUAUAUUUAAUUAAAUAUAUUAAUACAAACAAAGUCUGUCUGUUUUGAAACAUGCCGUAUAAACGUCGUAUUAUUUCCGUAUUAUUUUUAAACUAGAUAUUUUUAUUCGAGAUACCCGUCAUAUAUCCGUUAACUAGCCAUGUUGGAUGUUAAAAUUAUAGUUGAUAAAAUCAUACAUAUGAAAUCGCGUCAAGACAUUGGCGUCAUUUGAGCAGGCGAGGUUAGAUUAGGUUAAGUAAUAUCAUUACAUGCCACCAAAUAUAAUGCUAAUUUAGAGAGUCCGGCUUUAUAUGCUUAAAUAUUAUACAUAUUGAUAGGUAAAUAUGUAUGGAUAAUAUCCAUUGGAUAUCUAGGAAAAUAAAAUCUGUACAAAAUUGUACAGCGUUAUGAUUGAUUCAUUACGAGAGGGUGAAACAAUAAUAAUCUAGGCUUUGCUAUCAAGACUCAGUAUACGACAUUUGGGUUUUCAAAAAAUCAAUUCUGAGCGAAAUUAGGUUGAUAGUGAGGCUUUGUCAAAAAUAUACGUAUAUAUAUAAUAUAACGUAUAUGUCGUAUUAUGGUAAAAUAAUUACAAUAUACGCAUUAUUGUAUUAUAUAAUAUAAUAAUAUGAUAAGAUAAUUCAAUUCAAUAUUGAAAAUAUUCAAAAUUGCUAUUAUUGCUAGGUUUUGGUGUCGUUGGCCCCACAAAACCGAUUUUGAGCGGAGUUUGGUUAUACAUGUUUUGAAAGGCCGGUAAUAUUUAUGAUUUUCGUUAAAUUUUGAUUUUAAAACUAAUAAAAAAAAAAUAUACAUUGCAAUAUACAUAUUCAAUUUUUUUCGACCACUAAGUACAUAUUAUAAAGAAUCUUCUGCUAAAUUGUCAAGCAUUUCUGUUUGGUAUAACCAUUUGAUCCACAAAGUAGGUAAUUACUGAACAAAAAUUACUUAAAAAACUCACAAAAUUAAAAUGUCUAUUAGUAAAUAUUUCAAAAAUAGAUAAAAAUGUUUUAAAAAUACGACGUUUAGAAAAGGCAAAUAUAAGUUUUCUGUCCAAAUUUCAAUUCUCUAUGAAUAUUUUUAACUGAAUAAAAAAAAAAAACGUUUUUUGCCAUUUAUUAUGAAAACAGUUGAGAAAAUCAAAAAAUAACCUUCCUUAAGUACCUACCACCUCAGUCAGAUUUCCUUUCAGAAAAUAUGGUGUAUUUGAAAAUCAGAGUGAAAUUGCAAGUAGAUAAGUUGUCCACAAAAAAAAAAAAAUAAACAUAAACAUCAUUGUAAAAACCAAUACAUUCCUCGCUCCGCUCAGAAUCUAAAAAUGGACAAAACUGGGUACACCCGUUUGGCGUUUAUCGAACAUCAAUUCUAUCAAUUUUAUACAUCUUUUAAUAAUUUUCGAGAAAAUCCUGAAUAAUUCUAUUAUAGUUUCUGAAUGAGUGUAAAAUCAUUUGACAAGUUGGGUGUACAAUUUGCAUAGUAUGUUUCAACGGCGAUAUCCCAAAUUUCCGUUUAAUAGGUUGGUAGAUAAGCGGUCGCAACAAUAGCAACUGAGGACCUAUGCGUCUUGGGUUUCCGGAGGCUGCCGUGCAGCAUCUUCGAUCUAGUGGCGUCUUCAAAAUCCGUCGUGGCCCUCGAGCGUUUUGCACACGCUAUUUUCCCCAGAGGGAACAACAUUAAAUGUGUUAAUGUAACGCGAACAAGUGUUAAGUCCACUUAGACCGUGACAUCAAAUUUGAUGAAAGACAGCCGUAACCAGUUGGCCAGCUGGAUAGUUAGACCUUUAGAAAGGGUUUAGUGUCUUUGACCGUUACAAGCCUUCCUACGAGAAAACACGCGAUAACAGCCGUGGGCGGUAAAUAAGCGAUAAACCGUUUAGGUAAUCGUCCACAGGGUGAUUUUGGUGCGGCCAGCGUGUACGUUCGCGCAUACUGCCCGUUCGGUUCGGCGGCGGGGUAACCCCAAAUAAUAGGUGGUAAUAUACCGUUUACAAAUUACUAAUUUACUAUAAAAACUGCAGAAGUGCGGUCAGGGACUGGCGGACAAAUUGCUUGCGUACAAAGUGCGGGAGACUGAGGUGAACGAACAACUGGAAAAAGCGGAGGAGCGUUUGGCACAGAAUUUAGAGGAGGAGAUACGUUUAAAGACGCAAUUCAAGACGUUGCAGGCGUCGCGCACGGCGACGCAGCGUGACUGCGGCGCGUACGAGAAGAGCUUACGGGAUGAUUCGAAGCGGCUGACGACCGAGAUGGACGAGGCCCUAGUCAACUUGUUGAACGAACAGAAGGCGUUAGAAGAACUGAACAAAGUGGCACAAGAAAUAGCGUUCGGGUUCGGGACGUACGUGAAAGACACAAUAGCGCGGACGAAAGAGUUGCACGGGAACAACAUUGAACUGAGGACCAAGUUGGAGGCGUCUAGAGCGAUUGAAAGAGAGUUACGUGCAAAACUGCGCGCCAAAGGUUGUAGUAAGUCGCAGUGCGUGGAUGAUUCCUCGCAGACGACGUGUUCGUGGUCCACGGACGACGACUGCCGUGAUGGGCCAUCCAGAAAACCUAACCAACAAUGCGACUUUUUUGUCAAGCUGUCAAACGAGCGGGAUGACGAACAGGAGACGGAUAUCAUAUAA
Molecule: messenger RNA, 4684 nt
Organism: Cinara cedri
Lineage: Eukaryota; Metazoa; Arthropoda; Insecta; Hemiptera; Aphididae
Source: the annotation of a GenBank genome assembly